This is a messenger RNA of Sander lucioperca (pikeperch), 2562 nucleotides long. It is a transcript of the gene gpr68, whose product is annotated as ovarian cancer G-protein coupled receptor 1. Gene Ontology annotation, molecular function: G protein-coupled receptor activity. The coding region runs from base 325 to 1578 and encodes 417 amino acids. Gene Ontology annotation, biological process: cellular response to pH; G protein-coupled receptor signaling pathway. The transcript is spliced from 7 exons. Gene Ontology annotation, cellular component: membrane. The record is from RefSeq and is a predicted model, not a curated record. Lineage: Eukaryota; Metazoa; Chordata; Actinopteri; Perciformes; Percidae.
CGCACUUCAUGAACAGAGACCGCACGUGUGUGUGUGUGUGUGUAAGUGAACGACAGAGAUACUAAGAGCUGGCGGUCAGUUUGAUGCAGACCUUCAGACCGGAGAGAUUCGUGGCCAAAUAAAACUGGACUGCCCAAUCAGAGAAGACGAAUACUCACCCAGAUGAGAUGAGUUUGGGACAUCGCUGAGUGCUCCAACCAACAUGGAGAUUUGUGUGUGUGUGUUGUUACAUUAUAGUAACACGUAUAAGUGCAAAUGUCUUAAAACAUUCAUGUGAGCGUGUGCAUGUGAAAGGUGAAGUAGUGUGAGUGCGAGCGGGGUCUGAUGGUGUUCACCAUGUCAGAGGAGGACGUGACUAACUGCACCAUCAGCCAUGAAAUCCAUCAGUACCUCUUCUCCUCGGUGUAUAUACUUGUACUAUUGGUCGGCAUUCCCUCCAACCUGUACUCUUUGUACCACGCUGCUCUACAACUGAAGCAGAAGAAUGAGCUGGGAGUUUAUUUAAUGAACCUUACUGUGUCAGAUCUGUUAUACCUGGCAUCAUUACCCCUGUGGCUACAGUACUUCUUUCAGGAUGAUGACUGGAGUCACAGGGAGUGGUUGUGUCAGCUCUGUGGCUUUCUGCUCUAUGAGAACAUUUACAUCAGCAUUGGUUUCCUGUGCUGUAUCAGCCUGGACCGCUAUCUGGCUGUGGUCCACCCUUUAAGGUUCACCUCUCUCCGCUCUAUGAGUGCGGCAUGGCUUGUUAGUGCCAUCAUCUGGCUGAAGGAGAUCGCUGUGGGUGUUGUUUUCUUCCGCCAUAAAGAACUGAGCAAAAACCGCAAGAACCAAUCAGUGUGCUUCGAGCACUACCCCAUGCAGCCUUGGGAGUAUCCAAUCAACUAUUACCGCUUCACUAUCGGCUUCAUGUUUCCGCUGGCUAUUUUAUCGAUCAGCUACCUGUGUGUCCUUCGGGCCGUGGGCCGGAGCGCUGGGACGCAGCCUGAUCAGAAGACGAGGAUCAGGCAGUUAGUCAGCAGCACCAUUCUCAUCUUCCUUGUCUGCUUCUCCCCCUACCACGUCUUCCUGUUAGUGCGCACCCUGCUGGAGCGAGACUGCAACUUUAUCGCAGGAAUAUUUAACUACUACCAUAUGUCAUUGUUGCUGACCACCCUGAACUGCGUGGCCGACCCAGCUCUCUACUGCUUCGUAAGCGAAAGUGCCCGCCGCGGCCUGUACAGAGCUAUAUUCCGGCCCGUUGCUCGGAUACUAUGCUUCUGCUUUCGCCGUGGCAACGCCAGCCCCGCCAACCCAGCAACCGAUUCCCGCGAGGUCGCCACAGACGAGAACGGCCAGCCAAGUGUGAUGCUGCUCACACACACCAGCAACUUAGGAAAAACAGACAACAAAAACACAAUUUUAAUCACACAGACUAAUGAAAAGACUAUCAUACCCUUAAUUAUACACAAUAAUAGACACUCUGAGAAAUGUGUGGACAGGGAUGGAAAGCCCAGCUGUGUGAUUGCCAUGGAAGAGCAGAGCAAAAAGACAGAGAGGACUGACGAGACAGACAAGAACACCAGCAAAAACAAUCAGUAAACCAUGCUAGAGUCCUCAGAGCAAUGGGAAGAAGCCAAGACUGCCUGUAAACACGCAAUUGCAGCGGGCCCUAAUGAAGCAAUGCUGCCCACCCAGCUGUGUUUACAUCAUCAUCAUCAUCAUCAUCAUCAUCAACAUCAUCAAUAUCAUCAUCAUCAUCAUCCAAUGGCAUUGGACUGAAACCAUUUUCUUCUCUCUCUGCAGUGAUUUCACUGAGCCUUGGUACAGUAACUUCCACUAUGUGAGAGUUCAACAUGAAUCUAAUGCCCUGUUUCAUUUCUCUAAUGUGUUUUUAGACAUGGGAGCAAAAUGGAGGUGUAGUUUGAGAUUGUCACAAGGUCCGUAUGCAUAAGGAGGUCACACGUACUUUUAUUUAAUUGUGCAUUUGGGUACCGAACCCUCGGAGAAGGUUUUCUUUAAAACAGUAGUAUCAUGUUACCACUUUCGAAUAAGAUACCUUUUAUAAAAAGUAGUUGUAACUAAUUAUUAAUGGUUUAUAAAUAAUUUACUAAGGCUUUAAAGAUCAAGUAUAAGCUCUCAUUAACUACAAUGUUUGGGUUGCCAGCUGUAGCGUAGCCAGAAGUCAUGUUGUGGUUGGGCAGAGAAAAUAUGUGGGCAUGGUCGCUAAUCAUUUUGGUCAGUGCAUGAACACAAUGCACUAAAUAAGAAAGUGGUAUACUUAUGGUGCAGCUAUACAAAUAAUGACACAAUCCAUUUAAUGGAUUUACUGAUGUUUGCUGACUUAAGAAGAAAAUGUUUCUUUGUUUCUAAUGGGCCACUGGGUAGGGAUUAAAUGUAUUAAAGUUGUCCAUAAAUAUGACCAAAAUCUACCCAUUAGCAACUUUCUACAGUAUUUUGUGGGGCAUAAUGUAACGUCCAUGGAUGGAUUUGAGACUUUAGCAUAGAUGAUUGAUUUAAAAAAUCUUUUGCUUUAAAGCAAUACUGUGUAACUUUUGCUGAACAGCCAAUGUGGCCAAUAAUUGA